AUGUCUUCGGAUGCCACAUUCUUCCAUGACCUGCCCACGGAGCUCAUUCUGGACAUUUGCGAUUUCCUGCCACUGGACGCUUUGCUGGCACUCAAGCUCACAGCUCCACGGCUUAACACUAUGAUCCGCCUGGACCCACGCCGUUGGCAGGAUGUCCUUUCGCCCUGUGCACGACGUGCAAUACACAGCUAUUUGAACCCGUCACCACGAAAGCCCGAUCAACAGCACUGUCGGCUCUGCAAUUCUGCCUAUCCUGUUGCCAUGUUCAGCUCAUCAACCAGUCCAGCAUGCAUUCCCAUGAAGCUCACCACUACGCCCCAUGACGUAGUCCAAUUACCAUCCAACAUCUGCUCCUGGCACGCCACAGCGGCAGAAACAAAUGGACCAGUUGCAAGGACGACAUGUGUAUGCAUUGUGGAAACAUCAUGGGCUGGGCAAGAUGAAGCUGUAACAUGUGAUAGUUGUGGCUUCUGGGCAGUCCGGACCUAUACUCGCCAUCUCAACAACAGCAAAGAGUGCCAGAGAUUUCUCUUUUGGAGAGAAGCUUCAGGGCUGGCUGGUAGUGACGCCGGUCAGCUAUGGGUUUGGGAAGCCUGUGUAGAUGAUGAUGUUGAAGUCCCUUGA
This is a messenger RNA of Bipolaris oryzae ATCC 44560, 624 nucleotides long. RefSeq lists its product as uncharacterized. Lineage: Eukaryota; Fungi; Ascomycota; Dothideomycetes; Pleosporales; Pleosporaceae. The record is from RefSeq and is a predicted model, not a curated record. Bases 1 to 624 code for a protein of 207 amino acids. The transcript has 3 exons. Gene Ontology annotation, molecular function: protein binding.